AUGGCUGAUGAAAAGCCCAAGGAAAGAAUCAAGACGGAGAACAAUGAUUGUAUUAAUUUGAAGGUGGCAGGGCAGGAUGGUUCCAUGGUACAGUUUAAUAUUAAGAGGCAUACACCAUUUAGUAAACUAAUGAAAGCCUACUGUGAACGACAGGACACACCUGCACAGUUGGAAGUGGAGGAUGAAGAUGCAAUUGAUGUGUUCCAACAGCAGACAGGAGGUGUCUACUAAAGAGGGAACCUGCUACUUUACUCCAGAAUUCUGUUCCUCCAGACCAAGAAGACAUUCUCAAUUCAAAAACUGCAAUUUGGUUCCACCACAUCCUGACUAUUACAGUAUAGUUUCUCUAUUCUUUCAUUUUCCCCUUCCCCAUUCCUUUAUCAUACAUUAAGUAACUGGUGUAUGUGCACAAGCAUAUUGCAUUUUUUUUAAACUAAAUGGCCAAUGGUAUGUUUUGAUCAACAUCAAAUGGAGAUGGGAUGGGGAAAAAUACUGGUUCUGUGAAAAUACCCCCUUUUCUCCAUUAGUAGCAUGCUCAUUCAGCUCUUAUCUUUAUAUUCCAGUAAGUUAUUUUGCUCUCACUAUUUAACAAAAAAAGAACAACAUAAAAACUCUUACAUACCUUGUUCGAUUGGAGAAUUUUAAUGUUUUUCAUGUACCAUUGUAAAACCAAGGACAAUUUUAUAACUUUUUUGUACGUAGCUGUUACAUGUAAGGCAACUUGUCUUUAAGUAGGGAUAAAUUACUCUAAAAGAAAUGAAUCCUAGAUAGUUUUCCCUUCAAGUCAAGCAUCUUGUUGUUUAAAUAAACUUG
Molecule: messenger RNA, 813 nt
Organism: Physeter macrocephalus (sperm whale)
Lineage: Eukaryota; Metazoa; Chordata; Mammalia; Artiodactyla; Physeteridae
Product: small ubiquitin-related modifier 2-like
Exons: 2
Coding region: 1-231 (76 amino acids)
Biological process (GO): protein sumoylation
Cellular component (GO): nucleus
Molecular function (GO): protein tag activity; ubiquitin-like protein ligase binding
Source: RefSeq, a predicted model, not a curated record